AAAACACAGAAAUCGGUAUGGCACAAACAAAACUUUUACGCUUUAUAAAGACGUGAAGCCAUUUAAAACAACAUGGCGAGUGCACGUGAAACUACUUCAUUCGUAGAAAACAAAACACAACUAUGGAGGGGAUACACUUGAAUGCACGCAGAUGAAACUAUGAUUGAUAUUUAAACUGAGUAAGUCAAAAACCUUCUGGUUAUUGAUGGAACCAGCAGAAGAUAUCCUUUUCUUUUUUUAUCAUGUAUCAUGAAUGGUUCGCUUCUUAAUGUUUUAGAGAGAGAGAGAGAGUUCAUGUUUAUGUUUUCAGUUUUAUAUUCCUUGACGUGAUUGAUACGUUAGAGAUCAGGAAUAGCUCUCAAAAGGGUCUUUUUUUAACGGAUGCAAUGCAAGUCUUGUGCCGGUUUCUUCAACAUUAGAUGUUUGUCCACAUCGUCCUAAGGCCGGAGAAACAAUAAGCACUUUGAAGUUUGCAUUGAGCUAUGUGCUGCCUGAGUAAACAAUUAUACUUCAGAUGUGUUGUUAAACAUGACUUCAAGCGAUGAUCUUCAGUUUCCGUUGGACACCAACUUCUUUUUGUUCUUGGACCCGCCAGAAAAUUUUAAUGCUCUCACGGCGUGUCCGGAAAAUCCUUCGUUGCUGGCUUCAGAAGGUGUACACAAUGAGAUUGUUGAAUCUAUCUCUGUCUCUGCCGCCACAAAUGAUAUAUAUCACUCAACAUUGAUAGAAAAUCCGCCCACUGAUCAAGAGACAUUAACAACAAACUCAAGCUUUUGUCCAGAGAUGGUACCACAACAUCAAAGCUUCCAUCACCAGGACGAUUAUUCCAGAUCUUUCAACGCAGUAGAAAACUUUCCUGGCAUGGUGCAGCCACCAUGUACAUUCCGCAAUGGCCAAAGAGAAACCAAUGAUGUACAUCCCUCAACAUUAAUAGAAAAUCCGCACACUGAUCAAGAGACAUUAACAAGAAAUUCAAGCUUUGUUCCAGAGAUGAUUUUACAACAUCAAAGCUUCCAUUACCAGGACCAUUAUUCUAGAUCUUUCAACGCAGUAGAAAAAUUUCCGGGCAUGCCACCAUGUACAUUCCAGAGUGGCCAAAGAGAAAGUGGCUACAGUGACAACUGUUUGCUAACCUCGACGAAUAAGGUGAUGACAACUGAAUUUCAGUCAACUGAUGUACAACAUGGAUUUGUAAAUCAAAGCUAUCAACAACCUUCAUUGUCGCAAACAAUUCCUAAUUUCUCCAACGAGCCGUAUGUUUCAACGUUAAAGAUGGGGAGUAAUGCACAACAAGUUGGGAGAACUAAUGCACCAACAAAUCACAAUCCUAUGUUUCAAGAUCAUCGCAUUCAUCCUUCUUUGUUUCAGGAAGAACGAUAUGAUGACGACUUACUACUUGCAAAACUAAAGCAUCGUCAUGAAAAUGAUCAAAUGCACCGACCUGAACCGUCCAACGUUCCUAAACCACCAUAUGUGGGGGCUAGGUUAAGCAAUCAACACCAGAUUCCUUGUGCCUCGUCAAGAAACAUUAUACCGAAUCCAGAGAAUCGUACUCCCAUGAUUUCUUAUACUCAUACCCCAAAAACGUCAGAAAGCUAUUCACCAUUUGCGCAGACAUAUCAGUCUGACCCAUAUGCUUUUAAUUUCCAAACACCAAGCUCAUUAAAAACUACUUAUACUCGUCGACCCCGUGGAAGGCCAAGGAAAAAUCUAAUUUCGAUACCUUCGGUACCUACAACUCAAACUCCCUUAACCUCUCUCAGACAUUAUGGCACACAAGAUAAGGGAAAAGAACAUAUUACAGCAAUCCCUUCUACGAACCCAACUCUGUACAAUCAGUAUCGGAAUUCAUACACAAACAUAAUGACUCCGCAGAGUGGGGUUUUAAGACAACGCAGUUGUAAUGAUCAACUUGAAAAUGAAAGCUCAUCGGCUAAGACAAGAAGGACCAUGGGAACUUUCCAAGAAAAAUCUAUAGCAGAUUCAUCGACGUAUUCUUUUUGGCAAAAUGAAAAUACGCGCUCAGGUGCAGGAUAUGCAGCUAAACACCAUCAUGACAAGAGGUCUAUACAAAAUGCAGCAUAUGAUCCAUUAUACGCAGCUUAUGGAAUGCCCCUUGAUCCCCACUUAAGGUUCUUUUGAUUAGAUUUGUUCGAAUAGGCCAUAUAAUUUGCAUGUUUGAAGAGCCAAUAUGGUUUAUUGAUGGGAAAAGUAUUUCAAGACAAUCACCCUGAAUCGUAUAACCAACUAAAGAUGUGUUCGAUAUAAUAUAUAUAAUCUAGCUGUUCGUAACAAUAGUAUUGUCUCUUUACAUUUUUACCAAAAAAAAACAAUAGUAUUGUCUCUGUCACUAAGCAA
Messenger RNA from Brassica oleracea var. oleracea, 2358 nucleotides. RefSeq lists its product as uncharacterized. Gene Ontology annotation, biological process: regulation of DNA-templated transcription. The record is from RefSeq and is a predicted model, not a curated record. The transcript is spliced from 16 exons. Lineage: Eukaryota; Viridiplantae; Streptophyta; Magnoliopsida; Brassicales; Brassicaceae. The coding region runs from base 529 to 2142 and encodes 537 amino acids.